Molecule: messenger RNA, 2409 nt
Organism: Microcebus murinus (gray mouse lemur)
Lineage: Eukaryota; Metazoa; Chordata; Mammalia; Primates; Cheirogaleidae
Source: RefSeq, a predicted model, not a curated record
AUGGGGACGGGGGGAAGGACCUCAGGCAGGUGCCUGUGGACUGCGCAGAGUCCUCCCGAGUGGUCUCUUAACAACCACCUCAGUGGCUCCCACGUGGCCAGGCAGUGUGUGGCACGUGGCACCUCUCAGGGCCACGGCAAGGCUCGUGGAUGUGAGGGCGCUGUGGUGGAGGCGGGGGAGGCCCCGCGCGCUUCACAGAGGCUGUUCCCCAAGGUCAUUGAGCUAGUCAAGAAGUACGGCACGAAGCAGUGGACGCUGAUCGCCAAGCACCUGAAGGGCCGGCUGGGGAAGCAGUGCCGCGAACGCUGGCACAACCACCUCAACCCCGAGGUGAAGAAGUCCUGCUGGACCGAGGAGGAGGACCGCAUCAUCUGCGAGGCCCACAAGGUGCUGGGCAACCGCUGGGCUGAGAUCGCCAAGAUGCUGCCGGGGAGAACGGACAAUGCUGUGAAGAAUCACUGGAACUCUACCAUCAAAAGGAAGGUGGACACGGGAGGCUUCCUGAGUGAGUCCAAGGACUACAAGCCCCCCGUGUACUUGCUGCUGGAGGUGGAGGACAAGGACGGCCACCAGAGUGCCCAGCCUGUGGAAGGCCAGGGAAGACUUGCAGCCAACUGGCCCCCAGCACCCCCUGCCAUGAAAGAGGAGGAAAGCAGUGAGGAGGAGGCCGCGGCAGCCGCGACUUUGCAGGAGCAGGAGCCUGUCCCUACAGAGCUCGACAGAGUGCAAACGCCAGAGCCCUUGGAGGACUUCCCCAAGCACGAGGACCAGGAGGGCUCCUCACCAGAAACGAGCCUGCCCUACAAGUGGGUGGUGGAGGCAGCAAACCUCCUCAUCCCUGCAGUGGGGUCCAGCCUCUCGGAAGCCCUGGACUUGAUUGAGUCGGACCCCGAUGCUUGGUGUGACCUGAGCAAGUACCUCCCCGAAGAGCCGUCUGCAGAAGGCAGUAUCAACGACAGCCUGGUGCAGCCCCAGGCAUUGCAGCAGCAGGCCCUGCUGCCCCGCCAGCCUGCCGCCCCGGUGCCCAACGUGACCGAGUACCGCCUGGACGGCCACACCAUCUCGGACCUGAGCCGGAGCAGCCGCGGCGAGCUGAUCCCCAUCUCUCCCAGCACUGAAGUUGGCGGCUCAGGCGUGGGCACACCACCCUCCGUGCUUAAGAGGCAGAAGAAGAGGCGUGUGGCUCUGUCCCCCGUCACGGAGAAUAGCGCCAGCCUGUCCUUCCUGGACUCCUGCAACAGCCUCACCCCUAAGAGCACACCUGUCAAGACACUUCCCUUCUCGCCCUCCCAGUUUCUGAACUUCUGGAACAAACAGGACACGUUGGAGCUGGAGAGCCCCUCGCUGACGUCUACCCCAGUGUGCAGCCAGAAGGUGGUGGUCACCACGCCCCUGCACCGGGACAAGACGCCCCUGCACCAGAAACACGCAGCGUUUGUGACCCCAGAUCAGAAGUACUCCAUGGACAACACUCCCCACACACCAACCCCGUUCAAGAACGCCCUGGAGAAAUACGGACCCCUGAAGCCCCUGCCGCAGACCCCACACCUGGAGGAGGACUUGAAGGAGGUGCUGCGCUCCGAGGCCGGCAUCGAGCUCGCUAUCGAGGACGACGUGAGGCCCGAGAAGCAGAAGAGGAAGCCAGGGCUGCGGCGCAGCCCCAUCAAGAAGGUCCGGAAGUCUCUGGCUCUCGACAUUGUGGAUGAGGACGUGAAGCUGAUGAUGUCUACACUGCCCAAGAAUGUGUCCUUGCCGACAACUGCCUCAUCCAGCUCCUCCAGCCUCACCCUGUCAGGGAUCAGAGGGGACAACAGCCUGCUCAACCAGGGCUUCCUGCAGGCCAAGCCCGACAAGGCAGUGGUGGCCCAGAAGCCCCGAAGCCACUUCCCGACACCUGCCCCGAUGACCAGCGCCUGGAAGACAGUGGCCUGCGGGGGGACCAGGGACCAACUCUUCAUGCAGGAGAAAGCCCGGCAGCUCCUGGGCCGCUUGAAGCCCAGCCACACGUCUCGGACCCUCAUCUUGUCCUGAGGGGCUGGGCGGUCACGAGCCCGUUCUCAUGUUUACAGGGGCUAGGGGGCAGAGGGGUCUGAAUUUGAGAUUCUCACUCAGGUGACCACCCGCCUGCAGGGAGCCUUCUCUGCCUGCCCCUCCCAGUCUGCUCAGGUCGGGGCAGGAGGGCUGUCCCGCCGCCCAGUCCAGCUGCAGGCGGUUCCUGGUGCUAACAGAACAGGGCCCCACUCCUGGGCCUGCCUGGUUCCCUCCCCAGUGCCACAGGGAGCCCAGUUAGUGACUCCCAAGCCUGGGUCAGGCCUGGCCUCAUCUCAGACCCUGCUCAGGAUAGGGGGCGAGGCAGGGUUGCUCCUUUCCUCAUCCCCUGUUGGUGCAUUUUCUUGAAAGAAUAAAAUC